Acyrthosiphon pisum (pea aphid) is the source of this 1632-nucleotide messenger RNA. Its product is annotated as ubiquitin carboxyl-terminal hydrolase calypso-like. Gene Ontology annotation, cellular component: cytoplasm. Gene Ontology annotation, molecular function: cysteine-type deubiquitinase activity. Gene Ontology annotation, biological process: protein deubiquitination; ubiquitin-dependent protein catabolic process. The transcript is spliced from 3 exons. The record is from RefSeq and is a predicted model, not a curated record. Lineage: Eukaryota; Metazoa; Arthropoda; Insecta; Hemiptera; Aphididae. Bases 604 to 1632 code for a protein of 342 amino acids.
UUAAAACUAGUUUCAAACCAAAAUCUAAUAAACCAUUUGUAAAAAAUAAAACAUAGGUAAAUGGUUACCAUAAGAACCUAUUUUAUUUUAUGGUACUUUGAUAGUUUGGUAUUCAUAAUAUCGGGGCCCCCAAUUUUUUUAAAGAGUUGGGGCCCUGGUGCAAUGCACCGCUUGCACCGGCGGUUUAUCCGGCACUGAAGACAGAUUAACACUGGGAGCGCUGUCGACGCCUAUCGUACUGAUGGUUAGGCGGGUUCCCCGCUUCGUGGAGUCGGGAGAUUGUAUGUAUUUUGCCGACAUUUCUGUGCUGAUUUUAUAUCAUUAAACUCAAAUUUAACGAAUCCAUUAGAGUGAUACACUCGGCAGCUACUGUACAAGCGAUACCUACCGACUUGUUCGCCUUUUUAAGCAUGUUUUUACUUAUUCUUUUAACAAUUAUAACAAACCAGCAUGAAACCAGUAUAAACAAAAAUUUCAUGGAAUAAGUUAUUCGAUGCCAAUAUUUGCGUCCUUGAUAAAUGUAUGACGUGUGAUAUUAACUGUUGUGAAAUUCAAAAUUCAAAUUAAUAAUUAUUAAUAUUUUGUUACGUUAACUUUUUUAAAAUGCCCGUGGAAUUACAAAAUCUCUUACAAGGAUGGUUGGAAUUAGAAAGCGAUCCUGGUUUGUUUACUUUGCUUUUAGAAGAUUUUGGAGUGAGUGGAGUUCAGUUGGAAGAAAUUUAUGAUCUUCAGCAAUCAUUAGACGGUCAAGUUUAUGGUUUUGUAUUUUUGUUCCGAUGUGUUGAGGAGCGACGUGGCCGCAAAAAAAAUGUAGACCAAAAAGGCAUAUUUAUCAAAGAUGAUGUAGCUAUUAACAGUAUAUUUUUCGCUCACCAAAUGAUACCCAAUAGUUGUGCUACUCAUGCACUGCUAUCAAUUUUAAUGAACUGUUCAAAUAUACAUCUAGGUGAGACAUUGGAACGUCUUAAAGAACAAACUCAAGGAAUGAAUCCAGAAAAUAAAGGAUGGGCCAUUGGAAACACUCCUGAAUUAGCACGAGCACAUAAUUCACAUGCUACACCAAUAAGUAAUCCACUUACAGAUAAAACACAGGAUGUAACAACUGAACGGUUUACCAGUGAGGCAUAUCAUUUUGUCAGUUAUGUGCCCAUAAAUGGUCAUUUAUAUGAAUUGGAUGGAUUGAAACCAUAUCCCAUGGACCAUGGACCGUGGGCUGAGAAUGAAAAUUGGACUGAAAAAUGCAUAAAAGUGAUAAGUGAUAGACUUGCAAAGGCUUACUCAGAACACGGUGACAUACAUUUCAAUUUGAUGGCUGUUAUUCCAGAUAAACGAUUAGCUAUUUUCCAUAAAUUAAAUGUGCUCAAAACAAAUAGACAACUUGUAUUAGAACUUUUAGAAAAAACAAGAUUAGACAUUGAAAAAUUACAAAAAGAGAAUAUUAGUGAUCAAUUGCCAAUUAAAUGCAUUAAAAAAAAAAUUUCACUCAUUCCUAGCACAUCAAAAGACAAUAAUAAAGAAAAGAUGAGUCCAGAAUCAAAUAAUAUUGUAGACAUCUGCGUACAAUCUUCAAGUGAUGGGUCAGAAGGUGAAAAAAUUCAAAGAGACAUGAAAAGUACACAUUUGCUUCACUAA